CGGCUGGCCUUAAAGUGGACGCGGCUUGAGUGGCGGUUCGCGGGGUGGCCCCCCGCUCGGGCUCCGCCCUGUUUCCCGCACCUCGCCCCUCCCCCCGCUUCGUCCCGCAGCCCCGCGGCUGCGCCUGUGAUACAGACUUGUGCAGAGAGGGGUGGGGAGGUUGGACGUCGCAGUGGAAGGAGCAUCCCUGCGGUCUGGGACCUGGCGGAGGGCGUCCUCACUCCGGGGGGAGCUGAGGACCCGCCCUGACCUGGCCUGGCCUAGCCUAUUCCUGCCCUGCCCAGGAGCCGGGUCUGAGGCGGGGGCCACUGGGGUCCCAGAGCGCGGCCGCCAUGGACAAGAUUCUGGAGGCGGUGGUGACGUCGUCAUACCCGGCAAGCGUGAAGCAAGGGCUGGUACGGCGCGUGCUGGAGGCGGCGCGGCAGCCGCUGGAGCGGGAGCAGUGCCUGGCGCUCCUGGCCCUGGGCACGCGCCUCUACGUGGGCGGCGCCGACGAGCUGCCGCGCCGCGUGGGCUGCCAGCUGCUGCACGUGGCCGGCCGGCACCAUCCAGAUGUCUUCGCUGAGUUCUUCAGCGCGCGCCGCGUGCUGCGCCUGCUGCAGAGUGGCGCCGGCCCGCCGGGGCCCCGCGCGCUCGCCUGCGUGCAGCUCGGUCUGCAGCUGUUGCCGGCGGGGCCCGCGGCUGAAGAGGUGUUCGCGCUGCUGCGGCGCGAGGUGCUGCGCACCGUCUGCGAGCGCCCGGGGCCCGCGGUCUGCGCGCAGGUGGCCCGGCUGCUGGCGCGGCACCCGCGCUGCCUGCCCGAUGGCCCGCACCGCCUGCUCUUCUGCCAGCAACUGGUGCGUUGCCUCGGCCGCUUCCGCUGUCCCGCCGAGGGCGAGGAGGGUGCAGUGGAGUUCCUGGAGCAGGCCCAGCAAGUGAGCGCGCUCCUGGCGCAGCUGUGGCGUGCGCAGCCUGCUGCCAUCCUGCCCUGCCUCAAGGAGCUGUUCGCCGUCAUCUCGUGCACAGAGGAGGAGCCCCCGUCCAGUGCGCUGGCCAGCGUGGUCCAGCACCUCCCGCUGGAGCUCAUGGAUGGCGUCGUCCGGAACCUCAGCAAUGAUGACAGUGUGACGGACUCCCAGAUGCUGACUGCCAUCAGCAGGAUGAUCGACUGGGUGUCCUGGCCCCUGGGGAGGAACAUUGACCAGUGGAUCAUUGCAUUGCUGAAGGGUCUGGCUGCUGUUAAGAAGUUCAGCAUCUUGAUCGAGGUUUCACUCGCCAAAAUUGAGAAGGUGUUUUCCAAGCUUCUAUACCCCAUUGUCCGGGGAGCUGCUUUGUCUGUCCUCAAGUACAUGCUCCUGACUUUCCAGCACUCCCAUGAGGCCUUCCACCUGCUUCUCCCUCACAUCCCCCCCAUGGUGGCCUCUCUGCUCAAGGAGGACUCUAACUCUGGCACCAGUUGCCUGGAGCAGCUGGCAGAGCUGGUCCACUGCAUGGUGUUCCGGUUCCCGGGCUUCCCGGACCUGUAUGAGCCUGUCAUGGAGGCCAUCAAGGACCUCCACGUUCCCAAUGAGGACCGCAUCAAGCAGCUGCUGGGGCAGGAUGCCUGGACCUCACAGAAGAGCGAGCUGGCUGGCUUCUACCCCCGGCUCAUGGCCAAGUCAGACACGGGCAAGAUUGGUUUAAUCAAUCUGGGCAACACGUGCUACGUGAACAGUGUCCUUCAGGCUUUGUUCAUGGCUUCUGACUUCAGACACUGUGUGCUCCGUUUGACGGAGAACAACUCGCAGCCCUUGAUGACCAAACUGCAGUGGCUGUUCGCUUUCCUGGAGCACAGCCAGCGGCCUGCCAUCUCUCCAGAGAACUUCCUGUCUGCAUCCUGGACACCCUGGUUCAGCCCCGGCACCCAGCAGGACUGCUCGGAGUACCUGAAAUACCUCCUGGAUCGGCUGCACGAAGAGGAGAAAACGGGGACACGGAUCUGCCAGAAGCUGAAGCAGUCCAGCUCGCCGUCCCCACCUGAGGAGCCCCCUGGCCCGAGUUCAACCUCUGUGGAGAAGAUGUUUGGAGGCAAGAUUGUGACUCGCAUAUGCUGCCUCCGUUGCCUCCGUGUCUCCUCCAGGGAGGAGGCCUUCACGGACCUCUCUCUCGCCUUUCCCCCCCCUGAGCGCAGUCGCCACCGCCGCCUGGGCUCAGUGAUGCUCCCCGCAGAGGGCGUGGGGGCCCGGGAGCCCCCCCCACCAUCCCCGGCCCCCGGCCCAAGCAGGGUGGGUCUGCGGAGGCAGAGGAAACACUGCAUCACAGGGGACGCCCCCCACCCUGUCCUGGACAUCGAAGGCCUGAGCUCCCAGGGACCCGGGGAGCAGAGCAGUCGAGAGGAGAAGGUGGAGAGAGAUGAGGUGGCAAAGGAAGAGAGAGCAGAGGAGGAGGAAGUGCAAGAGGAGCAGAAGGAGGAAGAAAGGACCAGGGAGAAAGAAGAGAAGGAGAAAGAGGUGGAGGAGGAGAAGGGAGAGAAGGAGACUGAGAAGGAGACUGAGGAGGAGGAAGAUGGCCUGGGCCCGGGGACCCCCCGGGCCACCGGCCCCUCUGCGGAGGGCUCCCGCUCCGUCCUGGAUCUGGUCAAUUACUUCCUGUCCCCUGAGAGGCUGACAGCAGAGAACCGCUACUACUGCGAGUCGUGUGCCUCGCUGCAGGAGGCGGAGAAGGUGGUGGAGCUGAGCCAGGGCCCGCGCUACCUCAUCCUGACCCUGCUGCGCUUUUCCUUCGACCUGCGCACCAUGCGGCGCCGCAAGAUCCUAGAUGACGUCACCAUCCCGCUGCUGCUCCGCCUGCCGCUGGCUGGAGGCCAGGGCCAGGCCUACGACCUGUGCAGCGUCGUGGUGCACUCCGGAGUGUCCUCGGAGAGCGGUCACUACUACUGCUACGCCCGCGAGGGCGCCGCCCGCCCGGGCCCUGCCCUGGGGGCGGCCGACAGGCCUGAGCCCGAGCACCAGUGGUACUUGUUCAACGACACUAGGGUAUCCUUCUCCUCCUUCGAGUCUGUCAGCAACAUCACCUCCUUCUUCCCCAAGGACACGGCCUAUGUGCUCUUCUACCGGCAGCGGCCAGGGGAGGGCGCCCAGGCCGAGCCAGCCUCCCCCCGAGGCCGGACAGAGCCCACCCUCCACAAAGACUUGAUGGAAGCUAUUUCCAAAGACAACAUCCUCUUCCUGCAGGAGCAGGAGAAGGAGGCACGGAGCAGGGCGGCCUACAUCUCUGCACUCCCUGCAUCUCCGCGUUGGGGGAGGGGCUUUGACGAAGACCAGGAUGAGGAUGAAGGCUCUCCUGGGGGCUGCAGCCCUGCAGGUGGCAAUGGCGGUGACUUCCACAGACUGGUCUUCUAAUGUGACUACGUCCCUGGCCUGCUUCUACCUGUGGGUGUCACAGCCAACCUCACAGGAGGCCUUGACCCCUUUCUUCUGGCAGCUGGGUGGGGGCCCAGGUCCUGGGAGAGGCACCUGCCAGACGGGCUACGAAGGAGGCAGGCCCAGUCCUGAAGGCAGGCCCUUCCAAGGACUAGAAAGAAGGGUGCAGAGGGAACUUCUGGGACACCAGUCCUCAGCCUGCAGGUGACACGGAGACUCAGACACAGAGGUGAGAGCCACGCCCCUUACACUGGGCCUCCGGUCCUGGCACUGGCAUCAGCCCCCUUAGGAUUUCACACCCAAGUGUCCUGGUCAACUUGAAGCAGCUUAGAUGCACACUGGCCUUGCCCCCCGCGCUCCCGACAGGGCUGACCGUCACAGCUCCAGUGUUUUGCCAUCAAGUAGCAUUUCCCUUCCAGCUCCUGUUAGACAAUCCUAUUACUCUAUAGUAUGAAAAGCAGAGUGGGAUCCACGCCCUUGCACAAAGAAGUGGGCUCAGCUCUGGCUACCUCGUUUCUCUGAGGGGGUUUCAGAGGCGCGUGCGUGGGUGCCUGCACCGUUUGUCCUUGUUUUGAGAGUAGAGGUGGGAAGCACCCCGACACAGGAGCAGAUACCAAGCGACAAUGCAUAGAGGAGAGCCAGCCCCCGUCACAGUGGGAGACCCGUAACCCCCUCGCCCUUUGCCUGCCUCAGUGCCUGAGAUGCCGCCGUUUGCAUCCCCGUCUGGUUGAGAUGGAGAAUCCUCAUUUUACUGGAAAUAUGUGUGUUUCUCACGAAGCCAUUGUCCUGAGGAACGCUGGCUGGCUCGGCUCCUCAUCAGGUGGCCAGCAGAGCAGCGGCCUGGGGGCUGGUGGGGUGGGCCUGGUGAUGAGUAGCCACUGACAUCAUGUGCCCUGACGCUGCUGUACCCCUUCUAUGGAGAGGAGAGACCUGGGUCUCAAACAGGAAUAAAACUAGUUCUCUGAAGCCUUUCCCACCUUAGGGUUGUCCUGGCCGCCAUACCCCCGGUUUCUUGGUGUCUAGGCAGUAAGGAGGGUACACCCCUGCGCACUGACCAGUGCAACGCGCCACAGGAGGUGAAAGCACCCUCCACUGACGUGCUCCGUAAAUGCAAGGUGAGGGCCCAGAGGGCAGAGGCAAGUGCCAGUGCGCUCAUUCUCCGGAGAAGCAGGAGCCCGUUGCCUGUGCAGGGCUGGGUGGGUCCACAGGCUGCCCAAUGGGGGGUGGGCAGGGGACUCACCAACAGUGCGGCGGAGCCUAGGACCUGGGGAUGUUUUCAGACGAUGGACUGUUGAGAAACAGCUACUGCUGAUGCCCCGUUCCUCCUCCCUUCUCGCUGGGAACCUAGGGGUGGGUGGCCUCUCCUGGGCAGAGGCCAGGAGGAAAGAUGGGACGCAGGGCCUCCCCACUAGUGCUGUCCUGCUCUUGGAGCUGGAGAGGCAUGCAGGAGCCCCUUUCUGCCCGUCCCUCUGGGAGAACAAAAGUGGGGAGGCAGGGGUAGAGGUGGUGGCGUGGCCAGGGCUGGGCUUCAAGGGCUACCCGCCUGUGCUAUAGGCGGAGUUGAAUUUUGGUCCAAAUGUCAUAGACCCUUAAAUGUCAGACCUCAGAGAACAGCGAAAGUGGCCGACAGUCUGUCAGAGACCAAGCCACACUCAGAAUUCAGUCCCUGUCUAGGGGGUCUUUCUAAGAAAGACGAAUUGGCAGGUGUUGCUACAAUUACCGUUUUACACAUGAGGAAUACAGAUUCUGAAGUAAGGAGGGUUCAUUCUUGUUUCCAGCCAAGAAAAAUACCGAAUUCUUUACUGACUUCCUUCC
This is a messenger RNA of Rhinolophus ferrumequinum (greater horseshoe bat), 5195 nucleotides long. It is a transcript of the gene USP35, whose product is annotated as ubiquitin specific peptidase 35. NCBI's taxonomy places the organism in Eukaryota, Metazoa, Chordata, Mammalia, Chiroptera, Rhinolophidae. Gene Ontology annotation, cellular component: cytosol; nucleus. Bases 333 to 3359 code for a protein of 1008 amino acids. The transcript is spliced from 11 exons. The record is from RefSeq and is a predicted model, not a curated record. Gene Ontology annotation, molecular function: cysteine-type endopeptidase activity; cysteine-type deubiquitinase activity. Gene Ontology annotation, biological process: protein deubiquitination.